Drosophila gunungcola (fruit fly) is the source of this 1445-nucleotide messenger RNA. RefSeq lists its product as uncharacterized. Lineage: Eukaryota; Metazoa; Arthropoda; Insecta; Diptera; Drosophilidae. The transcript has a single exon. Bases 140 to 1303 code for a protein of 387 amino acids. The record is from RefSeq and is a predicted model, not a curated record.
ACAGUCCCCUAUCCUCCAUUCAUUUGGCUUGUCUCGUUUUAUCAACUAGUUAUAAAAUCUUUUAGGAAAAAAAUUGAAAAAAUUCCAUGCGGAAAGGAGUAGAGAACUGCACCAGAAACAGAGGUAAGAGCGAUUCGCGAUGCAGGCCCACCAUGCGAUGCCCGAUUUCCGGUGCCGAAACAACUGCCAGCACAAGGAGUGCCAGCGGCAUGCUCCCUUGGGCAUAAUUGACCAGCACACACAGUGCAAGUGCUUGGGCGAGGUGAACGCCUCGUCGAUAUUCCUGGAGAACGUCCUGGAUCUGGCCAACACACUGGCCCAGGUGAUGAUCAUCUGCGGGCUGCACGAGUGCAAGGCCAAGUCGACGGUGGACAUCAUCACAUACGCCUUCCUGCACUACGACCAGGUGUGCUAUUGCAUAGACACCACACCCAAGAAGCGAUUGCGAAAGGAGGACUUGUUCCACGAACUGGGUAAGAAGUCGCUGAUGAACAAGGUUGAAGCACACUUGGCCUAUUCCAUCAUCAAGCGCGGCUUCAAGGCCUUCUACUACGAGCCAAAGCAGGAGUUGACCUACGACGAACAGGGCAGGCCGUCCUACAAUGACGAGUGUGUUUGGGUGCAUGCCGCCAGGAAGUCAGCUGAGUCCUAUGCCCGAUUCGAUGGCCUCUCCUGCAGCGAACAGUGUGCCUACGAGGCCAAGAUCAAGAUAGCCUUCAAGAAGUUCUACGAUCGCAUGCAGACGCGCAAAAGGCAGCCGGAGGGCGAUGACUGCAACUGCUGUUUCUGCGCCAAGAAGCGCGGUCAUCUGGUCUAUGCCAAGGAGCCAGUGCCCUGCAGCUCCACCAAGAAGAAGCCCAAGCACGUGUGCCCGUAUUGCUGCAAGAAAAAGCAGAAACAGCAGUACACACAUCCCGCUCGGCAGCCGGCCAAGUGCCCCAAGUGCCACAAGUCGAGGAAGUUCUGCUGCUGCACCAAAAUGGACUUCAACCUGCAGUGGGUCAAGAGCAUCUGGGAGCGGCCGGACUUCAAUCAGUACUACAAGAACGAGAUCGCCGAGAUCGAGGACCGCCUGGUCAAGGGCACCUGCUGGCUGCCGCCGGAGCCCGAGGAGAAGCUGGGCGACGAGGCCGAGGGCGAGGAGGAGGAGGAGAUGCACGCCGAGAUGCCGCCGGACACGCUUCUGGCCCUCGGUGGCAAGCCGGUGCCCACGAACGCGGAUGAGGAGUCUGCGCCGGGUGGAUCGCCGCUGGGCACCAAGCAGCCAUCCCUCACGGAGGCCGAGGUCGAGGCCCAACCAUAAAGGCGCCUGCGAAUCGGCGCUACCAGCACUACAAAUUGUAGUCUACCCUUCCGGCUAGAAAAUUUACAGUGCCAGCAGAUGUGACAAAGCAUUAUAAUUAAAGCCAUACAAAAAUAAACACGUGUACUGUUCUGUAAAUCAA